AUGGGUCCACGAGCAAAGGUAACGGUGGGCGAGACACCACCAGAAGAGGGCACACUAGCUAGUAGAGCUGAUCCCUGGGACAUCCAGCAGGAGACGCUGCAGUGCUGCCUCUUGCCUUCUGCUAAGUCCCAGGCAAAGAUACCACUGGAAACGGUGAAGUCCUGGGCAGAUGCCUUUGGUGGGGAGAUAUAUUCCAUCAUGACAAAGUAUUCAGGCUCGCUCCUUUUACAGAAGAAGUACAAAGAUGUGGAGCCGAUUCUGAAGAUCAAGGAGGUGAAUGGCUUGGAGCUGGUGAAGAAGUUCUCAGAAGAGAUGGAGAGCAUGCUGCGCAGAAAAGUAGAAGCUGUUGAGAGGCUGGUGGAAGCAGCGGAAGACGCAGAUCUGAAACAUGAAUUCAACUCCUCUCUGGUGUUUGAUUACUACAACUCUCUCCUGAUUAAUGAAAAGGAUGAGAAUGAUAAUUAUGUGGAGCUUGGAGACGAAUUCAUUCUUGAGCCAAAUGAGCAUUUCAAUAAUCUGCUGGUGAACACAACGUACAGUGAUGUGCAGCUCCCAACCAAUGUCUACAACAAAGACCCUGACAUAUUGAAUGGAGUUUACAUGUCAGAAGCCUUGAAUCCUAUUUUUGUGGACAAUUUCCAAAGAGACCCAACCUUGACCUGGCAGUACUUUGGCAGCUCCACAGGAUUCUUCAGACUUUACCCAGGGAUAAAGUGGAUGCCAGAUGAGAAUGGAGUCAUCUCCUUCGACUGCAGGAAUCGAGGCUGGUACAUCCAGGCAGCCACUUCACCCAAGGACAUUAUAAUCGUGGUGGACAUCAGUGGGAGCAUGAAGGGUCUGCUGAUGACCAUUGCCAAACACACCAUCAUCACCAUUUUGGACACUUUGGGGGAAAAUGAUUUCGUCAAUAUUAUUGCAUACAACGAUUAUGUUCAUUAUGUUGAACCCUGUUUCAAGGGCAUCCUGGUCCAAGCAGACAGAGAUAACAGAGAACACUUUAAGCAGUUGGUGGAUGAGCUGCAGGCAAAAGGAGUGGGGACCGUCAAUAAAGCUGUGCUGGAAUCCUUCAAAAUCCUGAGGGAGUUCAGAGAGGCUGGGCAAGGAGGCCUGUGUAACCAAGCCAUCAUGCUGAUCACAGACGGAGCUGUGGAGGAUUAUGAAUCUGUGUUUGAAAAGUACAACUGGCCUGAUCGUAAGGUCCGAGUUUUCACUUAUCUCAUUGGAAGGGAAGUCACGUUUGCACAAAAUGUGAAAUGGAUAGCUUGCAACAACAAAGGCUACUACACUCAGAUCUCCACCCUGGCAGAUGUUCAGGAGAACGUGAUGGAAUACCUGCAUGUGCUCAGCCGUCCAAUGGUCAUCAACCAUGAUCAUGACAUCAUAUGGACUGAAGCCUACAUGGACAGUGCGCUCUUUGCAUCUCAAGCUCAAAGCUGCUGUCAUGCAACAGUAGCUAUGCGGUCUUCAGCAAAAAAGAAGAUAACGUAAAGAUCUCAUGGCAUUCUCCUCGGUGUAGUGGGCUCUGAUGUCCCACUCAGGGAGCUACUGAAACUGGCUCCACGGUACAAGUUGGGAGUCCAUGGAUAUGCCUUUCUGAACACUAACAACGGUUACAUCCUCUCACACCCAGAUCUCCGACCUUUGUACAGAGAGGGAAAGAAGCUGAAGCCCAAACCAAACUACAACAGUGUGGAUCUCUCUGAAGUGGAGUGGGAAGACCAAGAUGAAAUACUGAGAACAGCAAUGAUCAAUGGAGAAACGGGUUACCUUGCUAUGGACGUGAAGGUCCCUGUGGAUAAAGGGGUAAGAAUUCUCUUUCUCACUAACGAUUAUUUCUUCACUGACAUCAGUGGCACGCCUUUCAGCCUGGGUGUCGUCCUCUCCCGUGGGCAUGGGGAAUACAUCCUGCUGGGGAACACUUCUGUGGAAGAAGGCUUGCACGACCUGCUGCAGCCAGACUUGACCUUAGCUAAUGAAUGGAUUUACUGCAUCACCGAUAUUGAUCCAGAUCACCGGAAGCUCAGCCAGCUGGAGGCCAUGAUCCGCUUCCUCACAGGAGAGGAACCCGAUCUGGAAUGUGAUGAGGACUUGGUCCAGGAGGUUCUGUUUGAUGCAGUGGUAACUGCGCCAAUGGAGGCCUACUGGACAGCCUUGGCCCUCAACAUGUCUGAUGAGACUGAGCAGGGGGUCGAGAUGGCAUUUCUGGGCACUCGAGCCGGCCUCAUGAGGAGCCUCCUGUAUGUGGGAUCUGAGAAACUCUCAAACAGGCAAUUCCUGACCUUGGGGGAAAAGGAGAGUAUCUUCACCAUGGAUCACUUCCCUCUAUGGUAUCGCCGAGCAGCAGAGCAUCCUCCAGGGAGCUUCAUCUACAGCAUCACCUCAGAAGAGGGUUCAGAGGGAGGUGGCAAACCAGAGGUGGUGACAGUGAGCACAUCUGUUGCUGUGACUGUGGAUGGGAAGACGGCUAUUGCUGCAGCUGUGGGCGUGCAAAUUAAGCUGGAAUUACUCCAACGCAAGUUUUGGAUGGCUACGCAGCAGUGCAGUGGCGUGGAUGGCGCGUGUCCGCUGAGCUGUCAGGAUGAUAAUCUGAACUGCUUCCUCAUUGAUAAUAAUGGGUUUAUAUUCAUUUCCAAGGGACCUACAGAGGCUGGAAAAUUUUUUGGUGAAGUGGACGGCUCAGUAAUGAACCAACUCCUAAACAUGGGAAUGUUCAGGCAGGUGACGAUGUACGACUAUCAGGCCAUGUGCAAAAUGCCCUACCAUCAUCACAGUGGAGCCCAGCCCCUGCUCAGUCCCAUUUAUACCUUUCUUGCUGCAGCGAAGUGGCUGAUAAGUGAUUUCCUCACAUUUCUUUUGGAGUUCAAUAUUUGUGGCUUCUGGCACUCAGACAGCUUGGCAGAUGCCAAGUCUGUCUUCCAUCAUUCUCACAAGCAUAAGAAACACGAUAUGCUGCAGCCAUGUGACACAGAAUACCCGGUCUUCGUGUACGAGAACACCAUCAGAGAGACCAACGGGCUGAUAGAGUGCGGAGACUGCCAAAAGAUGUUUGUAGCACAGCAGAUUGCCAACAGUAACCUCCUGCUCCUGGUUACAGAUGCUGCCUGUGACUGCAGCAUCUUCCCACCUGUCCUCCUGGAAGCAAAAGAAGUCAAAUAUAAUGCUUCGGUGAAGUGCGACAGGAUGCGCUCCCAGAAACUGAGACGGCGGCCAGAUACCUGCCACGCAUUCCACCCGGAGGAGAAUGCUCAGGACUGCGGUGGAGCUGCUGAGAUCUCAGCCUCGCUGACAUUACUCCUCCUAGCACUAGUGACCUUUGCUCUCCUCCUGCGAUGACAGAGUCUACCACGAUCCUUAGAGUUUGCAGAAAUGGUGGAUAAUACAAGGGAGUCCACUACUUCCCGGGGACAUUCUUAGAGUCAGAGAGUUGGAGCUGUAGGAGGGGAGGAGCCCACGAUGUAGGCACUAUGACUCCCUGUGGACUUGUGGGGACAAGGCAUUAGAUAUCCCUCACAUAUUGGCCUGUCUCUCGGACAAAAGGCUUAUAGUUCAGUUUUGUGUUUACAAAGAAGCUGUUUCUUCCGGAAGAACUUGCAGCUUGAGUCCUGGCCACCACGGCUAUGAAUCAAAUGGGAUUAACUGUCUAUGCAAUAAAUACUGGAUUGGAUAUUCCCAGCUCUGGGGACAUUACCUGACAGAUCAGCUGCGCUCAUGAGGGAAUGUGAAGGCUCCAGGAAUAUCUGAUGCCAUCUUCCUGUGACUAGUUCUGCUCCCAUCCAUGCUAGUGAUGGAGUCCAUGCAGAUGCAGUGGGGAUUUCAUUAGUGCUAUCCACUACAUAGCAGAGCUCUCCAUAUAAUCUGCCUUGCUGUGCCACACCAGGUUGGUUUACUGCGUAGGAUGGUUUGAACUGGGCACACAUUGCCCUUCAGGAACUGCUAGGGUUUAGCUAUGAAAUUUUAUUUACUGAACAUGUUGCUCACCGGGCUCAAGGAUUUUCAGCACCUUGGAUUCCUAGUGGUUACGGGGCACAGGGGGAAGCCAGUGAU
Molecule: messenger RNA, 4044 nt
Organism: Gopherus evgoodei (Goodes thornscrub tortoise)
Lineage: Eukaryota; Metazoa; Chordata; Testudines; Testudinidae
Gene: CACNA2D4
Product: calcium voltage-gated channel auxiliary subunit alpha2delta 4
Exons: 39
Cellular component (GO): voltage-gated calcium channel complex
Molecular function (GO): voltage-gated calcium channel activity
Source: RefSeq, a predicted model, not a curated record